AUAUAGCUCAGUCUUCGGUCAGUGCAGUUACAAUACAGGAGCGAUGUGUGAAACUAAUGUUGCAAGUUUUGGGUUUGUUUGAUAUAAGUUGUGUUUCAAAAUGUUAACAGUUGUUCGACGAAGAUAGAAUGUAUCGAAUAGUAAGGAUCUUACUUUGCGUUCUGUUAGCCGCAUCUCAGGUUCUAAUUCAACACGCGUCAGAUGUUUUUGCGCGACGAGGAAGAAUAACGAAACCCGACACCUCCAUUAUCGAUCUUGACACCAAUGUAACCUUCUUCCUGCUCGAAUGCACGCUGGACAACUUUUUGGUGGGCAGUAGUGACAUCAGCAUGUUGGAAAUCAACCAAACUAAGAAUGGCGUGAAUCGCAAAAUAGAAACACAGGUGAACGGCGUAAACUCGAAACUAGCAAAAAUAGAUCUCACCAACGAAACGGAACUGUGUGGCGUCAAUCGUUACUUUUGCUUCUACAAGGAUAAGCCAGUGGUCGAACCAAAAAGUGUUUACGUUGGCAGAAAAGCUCGCAUGGUCUCCGAAGAUGAUAUCCUGUGUAUAUCGGAAAAUCGAAAGUAUCUGACGUGUGAUUUUACCGCAAUCGAGUACUGUGAUCUACCUACUAUUUACACCCUUUCGGUGGCCCGAUCAGGAUCGCUGUGUGCGCUGCAUUACAGCAAGGACCUUAAUCUGUGGCGAUUCAAUAGUUCAACAAAGCGCUGUGAAUAUCAAUCGGCGCAUAAGGAAAUCACGAUGAAAUUGGAGUCGGAGAACAAAUUUGGGAAAACUGCGAUGAAUUUCACUAUCAACAAUUACGAUUUGCUUCGACCGGGCUUGAUAGAAAACUUUAAAAUUUUUGAAAUUACUACUCGAAGUGUUUUGGUUGAGUGGAGUCUUCCUAAAAGUCCGAUGGACGCUCAUCGUUUGUUUGAAUUCCAGUUCAGUGAUCAAAAACAAACUCAUACGAUCGAAGAUCUACUUCCUUUCACGAGAUACAAACUUCAAAUUAGAAGCAGAUUGGCCCUGCCGAAGGCGAGGAAUUUCGAAGAUGUCUAUUGGUCGGAUUGGGUAAGCACCGUUUUCGCGACGGAAGCAUGUGCACCGGAACUGGCACCACUGAUGAUUCCUGGCGGCUAUAGCAUUAGAAAGCGGAUCAACAACCGAAUUACGGUGGAUGUUUAUUGGAAGGGAGUUCCGGAACAGUUCUGGAACGGACCCGAAUUCGGUUACGAUGUGGAAGCCAUUUCGAGCAGUGGUGUUAGUGGUAGCUUCGAGUGGGCGUCCAGCGGCUCGAAAGAUCGUCUUAUUUACCUCAAAAAGAUUUAA
Messenger RNA from Uranotaenia lowii, 1319 nucleotides. RefSeq lists its product as uncharacterized. Gene Ontology annotation, molecular function: protein binding. Bases 129 to 1319 code for a protein of 396 amino acids. The transcript is spliced from 5 exons. The record is from RefSeq and is a predicted model, not a curated record. Lineage: Eukaryota; Metazoa; Arthropoda; Insecta; Diptera; Culicidae.